GAUUAAAUUAAACACAAAUGGACAAAAAUUAAAAAAAUAAGUGAUUUUUCUGACAGAAAAAAAAAAAGAGAGAGAGAAGUGAAUUUAUUUUGGUGAAUUAGGAUUUCCAGAAGUUAAAAUGCCGCUGCUUGGGAUUGCGUGAGGGCUCCUGCGUCCAUAAAAAAUUAACCACGUCAACAACCAAAAUAAAAAAAAAUAAAAAAAAAAUAAAAAACGAACAAACACACAAUCGAAAAACGAAACCAACCGAAGCGAAUCUCAGAAGUAGUAGAAGAAGAAGAAAGUGAGGAGCUGAGAAAGCAUGAGCAGCCCCGGGAAGCUCAACUCCUCAAGCUCCGAAUUGGACCUGGAUCGCCCCAACAUCGAAGAUUAUCUCCCUUCCGGAGCCUCCAUUCAACAAGAACCACACGGCAAGCUUCGCCUGCGUGAUUUGCUCGACAUAUCGCCUACCCUUACCGAGGCUGCUGGAGCCAUUAUCGAUGACUCAUUCACACGGUGCUUUAAGUCGAAUCCUCCAGAGCCAUGGAACUGGAAUGUGUAUUUGUUCCCUUUGUGGUGUUUUGGAGUGGUGGUUCGCUACUUCAUUCUAUUUCCUGCGAGGGUUCUAGUAUUGACUAUCGGAUGGAUAAUUUUCCUUUCAUCCUUCAUUCCAGUGCACUUCCUGCUGAAAGGCCAUGAUAAAUUGAGAAAAAAUUUAGAGAGGUGUUUGGUGGAGUUGAUUUGUAGCUUCUUUGUUGCCUCUUGGACUGGGGUUGUAAAGUACCAUGGGCCACGACCUAGCAUGAGGCCUAAGCAGGUUUUUGUGGCCAAUCACACUUCCAUGAUUGAUUUCAUCAUCUUAGAGCAAAUGACUGCAUUUGCUGUAAUUAUGCAAAAGCAUCCUGGAUGGGUUGGAUUGUUGCAAAGCACUAUUUUGGAGAGUGUAGGAUGCAUUUGGUUCAAUCGUUCAGAGGCAAAGGAUCGGGAAAUUGUUACAAAGAAAUUAAGGGAUCAUGUGCUGGGGGUUGACAAUAACCCUCUCCUUAUAUUUCCUGAAGGAACAUGUGUAAACAAUCACUACACAGUUAUGUUUAAGAAGGGUGCAUUUGAGCUUGGCUGCUCAGUUUGCCCUGUCGCAAUCAAGUACAACAAAAUUUUCGUUGAUGCUUUUUGGAACAGCAAAAAGCAGUCCUUCACAAUGCAUCUGCUACAGCUUAUGACGUCAUGGGCUGUUGUUUGUGAUGUGUGGUAUUUGGAGCCUCAAAAUAUUAGGCCUGGGGAGUCCCCCAUUGAAUUUGCAGAGAGGGUCAGAGAUAUAAUUUCUACGCGAGCAGGACUUAAGAAGGUCCCAUGGGAUGGUUACCUGAAAUACUCUCGCCCAAGCCCAAAGCACAGAGAGCGAAAGCAACAAAGCUUUGCUGAGUCCAUGCUCCGGCGCCUAGAGGAAAAGUGAAAUGUGUUUCUUCCGACUCUUUUAGUUAACUUUUUCUUAGCACAGAGUGCAUGUUCUACACUCAAUUUCCUCUUCAUUCGAGUAAUUGGUUUAAACCUGAGAGGAAGCUGCGUUUGAUAUAAGAAGUAAAUGAAUAACUUACUAUCUUCCUACCCAGUUGUUUUCUUGAAUACACAUGAUGUACGAAGCUUGGUUCCUGUGGGGUUUACUCAAAAUUUUGUAGGAACUUGAAAUAGCUGUGUUAUCUUUUGGAAAAUUCUUGGUCUAGUUUUGUGUCAAGAGUAAUUUGAAUACGCUUGUCAACA
Prunus persica (peach) is the source of this 1737-nucleotide messenger RNA. RefSeq names its product glycerol-3-phosphate acyltransferase 3. The record is from RefSeq and is a predicted model, not a curated record. Bases 302 to 1432 code for a protein of 376 amino acids. Gene Ontology annotation, biological process: triglyceride biosynthetic process. Gene Ontology annotation, cellular component: endoplasmic reticulum. NCBI's taxonomy places the organism in Eukaryota, Viridiplantae, Streptophyta, Magnoliopsida, Rosales, Rosaceae. The transcript has 12 exons. Gene Ontology annotation, molecular function: glycerol-3-phosphate O-acyltransferase activity.